AUGAGAUCUGAAAUCGAAAGUUGCAUUCACUGGGAUCCCCAAGCCGAUACAAUCAGAAAUGAAGUAUCCAAUGCCAUUAUCAAUCACAUCAACUACCUGAAGCAACCUUUUCAUAGUGAUAACGAAUGGAUAAGGAAAGAUGUGAUAAAAAGUAGCAAAUAUCCAGCGGAGAGGAAUGACUUGAUUGUUACGAAAGCGGAUAAAGGCAAAUUGACGGUUGUAAUGAAUAAGGCUGAAUAUGAAUCGAAGAUGCUUACGUUAGUGAAUGACACGGAGACCUACGAAGAGAUUAAGAAUGACCCCACGUCGUCCACACUGAAAAAGAUCAAUGCUAUGUUUGACCAAUGGAGCCAAGAGGAAUGGAUAGAUAAAUGCACAAAACUGAAACUAAAGGUUUAUAAUUGUAACCCGCCACGAGUGUACGGGCUGCCGAAAACGCACAAAGAAGUGAUGCCGUUACGAUUAAUCAACUCUACGAUUGGAACAGCAACAUACAAUGCAGCGAAGUUUUUGUCAUCCAUUCUAAAUGGAAUUGUUGGUAAAACGGAUCACCAUAUAGUGAAUAGCUUUGAAUUUGUCGGCGAUAUUCGACAGCACAUUGUAACCAAUGAGUGUGCGUUGUUUUCGUUGGAUGUUGUUUCACUAUUCACUAAUGUUCCUGUGGAUUACGCAAUAGAAAGUGUACGACUACGAUGGGGCGAAUUGGAGGAGCACACCAAGAUUCCUGAGAGCAGCUUCAUUGCAAUGCUUGAGUUGGUGUUGACAUCAACUUUUUUCAUGCAUCAAGGUCGUUUCUUCAAGCAGAAAUUUGGGUUACCAAUGGGAUCUCCCUUAUCGCCAGUGGUAGCAAACAUAGUGUUGGAGAGGGUUGAGAGAAGUGCGCUGGAACAGUUGCAUCAAGAAGGCAUUGUACCAAUUUUCUUCAGGCGGUACGUUGACGACUGUUUAUCGAGUGUGCGAAGAGAACAAGUGGAGCGCAUGCUGGAGGUGUUUAACAGUUUCCACCCACGACUGCAGUUCACCAUAGAACUUGAGGAGGAUGGUCAAAUACGGUUUUUGGAUACAAUAGUGCGGAGGGAGGAGGACCAUCUCACCACGGAAUGGACUCCGAAGGAUUCAGAAGAAAAAUUCAGCAAUAGCAUUAGUUGA
This is a messenger RNA of Topomyia yanbarensis, 1149 nucleotides long. RefSeq lists its product as uncharacterized. The transcript is spliced from 2 exons. The record is from RefSeq and is a predicted model, not a curated record. Bases 1 to 1149 code for a protein of 382 amino acids. NCBI's taxonomy places the organism in Eukaryota, Metazoa, Arthropoda, Insecta, Diptera, Culicidae.